Anguilla anguilla (European eel) is the source of this 5639-nucleotide messenger RNA. Its product is annotated as ephrin type-A receptor 3-like. NCBI's taxonomy places the organism in Eukaryota, Metazoa, Chordata, Actinopteri, Anguilliformes, Anguillidae. Bases 136 to 3051 code for a protein of 971 amino acids. Gene Ontology annotation, cellular component: plasma membrane; neuron projection. Gene Ontology annotation, molecular function: transmembrane-ephrin receptor activity; protein binding; ATP binding. Gene Ontology annotation, biological process: protein phosphorylation; axon guidance; cell surface receptor protein tyrosine kinase signaling pathway. The record is from RefSeq and is a predicted model, not a curated record. The transcript is spliced from 18 exons.
CCUCCUCAUCUCCGGUGUCAAACUUGACAUCAGUCUCCGAGCCGAGAAUGGUAACUUGUGUCGGAAUCGGCGAUCCCGCAUCAGUGGCAUGCUUUAUGGAGUUAUAUACCUCUCUUUUCCCUCUGAACCACCGUCAUGGACUGCAAACCCUCUGUCCUUUUUCUUAUCCUCUUCGCGCUCGUUUGCCAAGGACAUCUGACUAACCAUCACUCUAAUGAAGUUAACCUGCUUGAUUCCAAAGCAAGCCAGGGGGAGCUGGGGUGGAUCUCCUACCCGUCACAUGGGUGGGAAGAGAUCAGCGGUGUGGACGAACACUACACACCAAUCCGCACCUUCCAGGUGUGCAACGUCAUGGAGUACAGCCAGAACAACUGGCUGCGGACCAACUGGAUCUCUCGGAACUCCGCCCAGAAGAUUUACGUGGAGCUCAAGUUCACCCUGAGGGACUGUAACAGCAUCCCCUUGGUCUUGGGGACCUGCAAGGAGACUUUCAACCUCUACUACAUGGAGACGGAGGAGGACCAGGGUGACCAGUUCUGGGAGCACCAGUUCUCCAAGAUCGACACCAUCGCGGCCGACGAGAGCUUCACGCAGACGGACCUGGGCGACCGCAUCCUCAAGCUGAACACCGAGGUGCGGGAGGUGGGGCCCAUUGCCCGAAAGGGCUUCUACCUGGCCUUCCAGGACGUGGGGGCCUGCGUGGCGCUGGUGUCGGUGCGGGUGUACUUUAAGAAGUGCCCGUUCACGGUCAGGAACCUGGCCACGUUCCCUGACACGGUGCCCACCGACUCCCAGGCCCUGGUGGAGGUCCGGGGGUCCUGCGUCAAUAACUCCAGGGAGGCGGAGCCUCCGAGGAUGUACUGCAGCACGGAGGGGGAGUGGCUUGUGCCUAUUGGAAAAUGCCUGUGUGACAUCGGCCAUGAACCACGGGGGGCCACCUGCCAAGUCUGCAGGCCUGGCUUCUAUAAGUCUUCUCCUGGGAACCUGCGGUGCUCAAAGUGCCCUCCCCACAGCUAUACCCUCCAGGAGGGCUCUGCCCACUGCAGCUGUGAGAAGAACUUCUUCCGCUCUGAGGCAGACCCCACCUCUAUGGCCUGCACCCAGCCGCCGUCCGCCCCCCGAAACGUAAUCUCAGUCAUCAACGAGACCUCGGUCAUCCUGGACUGGGGCUGGCCGGCUGACUCUGGCGGAAGGAAGGACGUGACCUUUAACGUGCUGUGCAAGCGGUGCUGGGCGGGGCAGCGGCAGUGCGAGGCCUGCAGGGGGGCAGUGCGUUUCUUGCCCCGCCCCGCUGGGCUCAGCAACACCACGGUGACCGUCACCGACCUGCUGGCGCACACAAACUACACCUUCGAGAUCGAGGCACUGAACGGAGUCUCUGCCCUGGUGCCCUCCCAGCGUCAGUUCGCCGCUGUCUCCAUAACAACAAACCAAGCAGCUCCGUCGGCAGUGGCAGUGAUCAGGAAGGACCGGACAUCGCGGAACAGCAUCUCCUUGUCCUGGCUGGAGCCUGAGAGGCCCAACGGCAUCAUCCUGGACUACGAGGUCAAGUUCUACGAGAAGCAGGAGCAAGAGACAAGUUAUACUAUCCUGAGGGCAAAAGGCACCAAUGUUACUCUAAACGGGCUGAAACCGGACACGGUCUACCUGCUGCAGAUACGCGCUCGCACUGCUGCUGGGUAUGGAGCCAGCAGCCGGAAGUUUGAGUUUGAGACCAGUCCCGACUCCUUCUCCAUCUCCAGUGAGAACAGCCAGGUGGUGCUGAUAGCCAUUUCCUCGGCUGUAGCCAUUAUCCUCCUGUCGGUGGUGGUGUACCUGCUCCUGGGCAGGUUUUGUGGGUACAGUAAAUCAAAACACCCAGAUGAAAAAAGACUUCCCUUUGGUAAUGGCCACUUGAGACUUCCAGGGAUCCGGACCUAUGUGGACCCACACACUUACGAGGACCCAAGUCAGGCCAUCCAUGAAUUUGCCAGAGAACUGGACGCCUCUUGCAUAGCUAUCGACAAGGUGGUCGGGGCAGGUGAGUUUGGGGAGGUGUGCAGCGGCCGUCUGAAGCAGCCCUCAAAGAAAGAGACCUGCGUGGCGAUCAAAACCCUCAAGGCGGGAUACACGGAAACACAGAGGCGGGACUUCCUGAGCGAGGCCAGCAUCAUGGGACAGUUUGACCACCCCAAUAUCAUUAGGUUGGAGGGCGUGGUCACUCGCAGUAAACCGGUCAUGAUCGUGACAGAAUACAUGGACAAUGGAUCCUUGGAUAGCUUCUUGCGAAGGCAUGAUGCCCAGUUCACGGUGAUCCAGCUGGUGGGCAUGCUGCGUGGCAUCGCCUCGGGCAUGAAGUACCUCUCGGACAUGGGCUACGUCCACCGGGACCUGGCCGCCCGCAACAUCCUGGUCAACAGCAACCUGGUGUGCAAGGUGUCCGAUUUCGGCCUGUCCCGGGUGCUGGAGGACGACCCCGAGGCCGCCUACACAACAAGAGGAGGUAAAAUUCCAAUCAGGUGGACUGCGCCAGAAGCCAUUGCCUACCGGAAGUUCACCUCAGCCAGUGAUGCCUGGAGUUACGGCAUUGUGGUGUGGGAGGUGAUGUCCUAUGGAGAGAGGCCUUACUGGGAAAUGUCCAAUCAGGAUGUGAUCAAGGCAGUGGACGAGGGGUACCGCCUGCCCCCUCCUAUGGACUGCCCUGCAGCCCUGUAUCAGCUGAUGCUCGAUUGCUGGCAGAAAGACCGCAACAACCGGCCCAAGUUUGACCACAUAGUAAGCAUCCUGGACAAGCUGAUCCGGAACCCCAGCAGCCUGAAGAUCAUUGCCAACGCCCCCAGCCCAGAAAACAUGCUCUUGGACAGGACGGGUGCUGACAUUGCCACUUUUUGCUCCAUGGGUGACUGGCUAGAGAGCAUGCAGACGUUGCCUUGCAAAGACAUCUUCAACGGGGCCAGCUACAGCUCCUGCAACACCCUGGCCAAGACCUCUACAGAAAUCUACCUGGCUGAGGUAAGGCCUGCAGCCACUUGCCCUGAAUGGGAGACGGCCAUGGGAAUCACAACACUUUAACUCCAGAGGGGACUUCAAACAGGUUGGCGUGACGAUCCUAGGUCCACAGAAGAAGAUUGUGAGCAGUAUCACGGCACUUGAAACACACGCAAAGAAUGGCCCGGUUCCCGUCUGAACGUAUGUACAGAGAAACCAUUGUCUCCGCCGCGUCAAAAAGACGAGAAUUCAACAAAGGGGGAGAGGGAGGGGUGGGGCGAGUGGGGGGAUAGGAUGGUACAAAUUGAAAAUGCUGAGAUGAAAUGACAAAGUCAGAGGCAACAUCUCGGGAGAGCAAAGAAGGACAGGGACUCUGGGGGGCUGGUGGUGUACGAGAAGAAAACAGCUUUCUGCUGAUGAUGGGUUGCCGUAUAAAGGAUUAAAGACAGCAAGACAUUACUCUGAGGAUCAGAAAGCCCCUUUCAGCACCAUGGGCUGGGAGCGGGGUAUUUCUACGGUUCCUGGAAGUGCCCAAGAAGCAAAGAGGACUUGGCAUUUGUGCGAGCAUUAGCGGCUUGCAGAAACAUCAAGCAAAAAUGCACCAUUAUUCAGGUGUUUACCUCUGAAGGCUUCUGACUCAUGAUGAAGGAGAUUUUUAACACCUAUACCAUCGCAUAGCAAUAAACUGCUGCCUUGGCUGGAAACAGAACCAAGAUUUGACGGUAAAUGAACUGCAGGAAGCAGGCUGAGUCACACGCUUCCUGGGGAUCUGUAUGACAUCAGCAGAGAUCCACCUCUACUGCUCACUCGGCGCUUUUGACUUAGUCCACGUGUACACGGAGUAAACUCGAUAAAAUUUUCUCCAACCGACUGCCUGUGGUUUAUGACUCACUUGAUUCAUGACAAGUCAUGGUCUUUCUUCCUGGGGUUAUAGCUGAAGUGUCCCUACAAAUAGGUUUCAGGCUCUCAAAUCCUUCUGUCGUUUUAGCAUAAGGGAGGAUUUCUGUAGGACAUGGCCAUUGACAGAAUAUUUUUAAUAGAUUUUUUCUUUUAAUAGAUUAAUUACUUUUAGAGAGUACUGAAUAUUUCAACAAGUUAAGAACAAACACCUUCACAACAAACACAAACACCUUCUCCCUUCCCACUCACAGGUUCUGAGCAAAAACAAUAAACUAAAACAACAAACUAAAAUAUCAAAGACAAAAGAAAACGGAACUGAGUAGCAAGCUGAAAAGCUUUUCAGCAAACCAGCUCUUCCAGCUUUUCAGCGACGGUUUACUUUCUUUUUUGUGCGUGGACAAACAGAACUCAAACACUUGCUCUCUCGGCAUGUGCUCCCGGUCAUAGCCGCAAAUUGUGGAGAGGAACACACCUUUAAGCACCUGGGCUGAUUAGUUAAUACCACCCAGGUGUGUGUGCUCUCUCCACCAGCCGGCGUGGCUGAGUCAAAUCCGCUUCUCCAGCGGACUGAAUAUCACACCGUCUUAUGCAUCAAAAAAGCAGAAGUAGUUUAUUUUUUAUAACUGCCAAUUCUAGCUGAUAAAUGAGACGCUGUACAUCUUCCUGUUAAAAUAAUGCAAAGGCAAUAUAAAGUGCUGUUCAUGCACCACUAACACAGAAAAAAGCACAGUCAGCCAUAGUUUCGAUGAGGCAGAGAACUGAAGGUGUUUUGGAUCUAGACUUUUGAAAAAUAUAUGUGGAAAUCCAACCACUGACUAAGCAUUAUGUUCUUUUGUUUAUUUGACUGAAAACAAGUUUGCACAUAUUUUUACCUCCUCAGUAAAUCCUCAUGUUGUAAACAAAAGGUUCUUCCCUUGCUUAAUAGUUAUAAUAAAAUAUCUGAUGUAGAAUACAUAUUUCCUAAAUAGCUCUUAAAUUAUUAUUGUAAUUCAAAGAUGUGCAAUGAGGAGGUAUGCUUUCAUUUACCAGAUAUUAAUGUGACUCGGAACUAAUUCUAAUUCUACGAAGAAUUAGUUACAAAACCUGGUAUUCCUAGUCUUGCGAUAGAAAGAGGGCACCAGGGAGCCCUUAUUAAAUCACAUACAAACUCUUAUUAAAUCACAUACAAACACAUACGAAUAUGCAUGUGAAUAGGCACAUAUACGCACCCAGCUUUUUCAUUCCCCCAUUUUUUUAAUGUCAUAAAUUACAGAUAUUUCUUCACAGUUUGCAAAUUGGAGACACUCUGCUUAACGGCUGACUGUAUUAUGAUAGGUGAUUAAAUCAGAAUGCCAUUCACCGCCUCAUUUUGGGACCACCUCAGGACCUCUGCACAUCAUCUGAGAGGGAAGAAAGGAAGGGGCAAGGGAGGGUGAAAACUUGCAAGUUGGACCUUAGUUAUCCAAGUCUUUGUUCCCACACAGUUUCUUACAAGAGUUAGUAUCAAUGAACGGGGUACAGGAAUUAUCAUAAUACUGCAGUAAGGCUCCUUUAAACUAUUCAUAUUCUUAACUUCAUGUCUGUUCAACCUAACCUCACAAGUCAGCCCUGCUCAUGGAAAAUGUAGUGUCUGUGAAAAUUUUCACAGAUGUCCACAGUUGGCCCAUAGUGCUACACUCUUUAAUUCAGCUGGUCCGUUUCCAUCUUUGUCCACAAUGCCAAGAAACCAUUGUUGGAAAAAAAACAAAAAAACAUGUCAUGAAAGGAACAAAACAAUAGGCAGGACAUUUUCA